This is a messenger RNA of Osmerus eperlanus (European smelt), 2116 nucleotides long. It is a transcript of the gene mpp1, whose product is annotated as MAGUK p55 scaffold protein 1. Gene Ontology annotation, molecular function: signaling receptor binding. The transcript has 12 exons. NCBI's taxonomy places the organism in Eukaryota, Metazoa, Chordata, Actinopteri, Osmeriformes, Osmeridae. The record is from RefSeq and is a predicted model, not a curated record. Bases 197 to 1600 code for a protein of 467 amino acids. Gene Ontology annotation, cellular component: plasma membrane; cell-cell junction.
UCCUGCAGUAGUCUAGUUCAUUAGCCCCCACAGCACCAAUUGAUCCGAACCUCGGACUUCAACCUACAGCGGCGACUUAUCACACCGCUCCCUUAUCGCUCUUUCCCCCUCUUUCUCCGAUAUCUCGGGCAAGCCUUCUGCGGACCUUGAGCAAGGGCACUUUAGGUUCACCGGUUUUGUUUAGCCUAGAAGCAGGAUGACAUUAAAAUCCAAUAAAAACGAACCCGCUGUCAGACUUGAGCGGGUGAACAGCGCUCGAACUGCGCUCUCAGAUCUGUACCUUGAACAACUGCUUCAAAACAAACCAAAGUCAGAAAAGGCGGCCAUGCAAACAGAGACCAAGGGAGCUGAAGUGUAUACUAACGGGAGUGCUGGCCUCAUGAACGGUGCGGAGUUGACCAGAAUGAGAGAGGUGGCGUUUGAAAAGAAUCCCUCGGAGCCGAUGGGAGUGACUCUGAAACUGAAUGAAAAACAAAAAUGCACUGUUGCGAGAAUAUUGCAUGGAGGAAUGAUACACAGGCAAGGUUCCUUACAUGAAGGUGAUGAAAUAGCAGAGAUCAAUGGAACGACUGUUGCCAAUCAGUCGGUGGACCAGCUACAAAAGAUCCUGAAGGACACAAACGGGGUGGUCACCAUGAAAGUCAUCCCCAAGAAGAAGAGUCGCUCGCUAGUCUGUGAGAUGUACAUGAGAGCUCAGUUUGACUACGACCCUGCCAAGGAUGACCUCAUCCCCUGCAAAGAAGCAGGGAUGAAGUUCCAGACAGGGGACAUCAUCCAGAUCAUCAACAAGCAGGAUCCCAACUGGUGGCAAGGCAGGGUGGAGAGCUCUGCCGCUGACUUUGCUGGCCUCAUACCCUCCCCCGAACUUCAAGAAUGGCGGGUGGCCAGUAAGAGCAAGGCCGUAGGACAGGCGAGCCAAUCAUGCAGCCCCUUUGGAAAGAAGAAAAAGUGCAAAGACAAGUACCUAGCCAAGCACAGCUCCAUUUUUGACCAGCUGGAUGUCAUUUCGUACGAAGAAGUUGUUCAGCUCCCUGCCUUUAACAGAAAAACGCUGGUGCUUAUUGGGGCACCGGGUGUCGGAAGAAGCCAUAUUAAAAGUGUGUUGCUGACCAAAUACUCCGACAAGUUUGCCUACCCUGCGCCACACACCACGAGACCCUCGCGGAAGGAGGAGGAGCACGGGAAGGAGUACUACUUCAUCUCCAACGAGGUCAUGACCAAGUGCAUCACCGGGAACGAGCUGCUAGAGUACGGAAGCUUCCAGGGCUUCAUGUUUGGCACCAAAAUCGAUACGAUCCACAAGAUUCACGAGCAGGACAAGAUAGCUCUGCUUGAUGUGGAGCCACAGACACUGAAACUUCUGCGGACUGCUGAGUUUGCUCCUUUAGUGGUGUUCAUUGCCCCCACCACCACGGCUCCCCAGUCGGAGAGCCUGCAGACCAUCCAGAAGGAGUCGGAAGCCAUCCUGGGCACCUACAGACACUUUUUUGACGUGGUGCUGGUCAACAACGAUGUGGAAGAAAGUGUCAUGGCCGUGGAGGCGGCCAUCGAACGCGCCUCCUCCAGCCCUCAGUGGGUCCCCGUCUCCUGGGUCUACUGACCCGUGUCCCAGGCAUUCAUGACCUUUUGUUAAAUAACUGGUGCAAUAUAUUAAAAACCCUCACUCCUGUAAAACCUGUCAAUUAAAUCCCACCUCAAAAUUUGGUUGAUGUAAUUGUCAAUAGGUUUUACACCAAAAAAAAAAUCAUAGGCAAGAAAGCAAUAUAAAAGAUUUAUUUGAGAAUUGUGAAACAAAGGGAUAUUUACAUGUUAAGACCCUUCUGCUUAGGGGGGUGCCACACCUAGAUAAUGUUAGCAAUGCAAAAGGACCACUACUGUGAACGACCAAUCACCUAACAGGGUUCCCAUCAUGUGUUACCUUUGAUGUGUGCCAUUAAAUCCCAAAUCAACUCAUGUUUGUGUUCAAAUACAGGGAUGUCUUCUGCAGUAUAUAAACAUACUGUCAACUUGAGUGAUAUAAUCUGUUGGUGAUGUUUCUCAUUGUCUCAACUCAAAUGUAUACCUCAUGUCAUGUAAGGAACUUUUAAUCUGAAUUAAAACUCCCACUCCACAAGAA